AUGAGUUCUCAUGCCAUCCUCUUGAGUGUUGUCUUCAGCCUCCAGAUUUUAAUUGGACUUCUGGGGAACUCCUUCCUGCUUUGUUUCUUCAUCAUUACAUUCUUUGUUGGACACAAACUGAGGCCCACAGACAUAAUUCUUGCCCAGCUGGUAUGGGUAAAUUCUUUGGUGCUCCUCUUUAAGGGCAUUCCUGAGACAGUGGCAAAUUUGGGCCUGAAGAAUUUCCUGGAUGACAAUGGCUGUAAAAUUGUGUUCUACGUUUCCAAAACAUGUCGUGGUAUUUCUAUUAGUAUGACCUGCCUCCUUAGUGUCUUUCAGGCCAUCACCAUCAAUCCCCGUAGCUACAGGUGGGCAAAGUUUAAAGCCAAAGCCACAAAGUCCAUCAUCCCCUGCAGUCUUCUCUGCUGGUUCUUGCAACUUCUACUCAAUGUAAUUGUUCUAGAGAAAAUUCAAGGUCCAAGGGCAUCCAGUAAUGGCUCAGAGAUACUCAGUUAUGGAUACUGUAUUGUUUUAGAAGAAACUUCAAUUAGUACUGAAUUGUUUGUAAUUGUGGUUGCACUCCCUGAAGUUGUGUGUCUGUGGCUCAUGGUUUCUGCCAGUGGUUACAUGGUGUGGCUUCUGGACAGGCAUCAUAAGCAAGUGAAGCAAAUACACAUGACCAGCCUUUCCUCAAGAGUUCCUCCUGAGAUCAAAGCCACUCAGUCUAUCCUGCUUCUGGUGACCACCUUUGUCUGCUUUUACGCACUCAAUUUCAUUUUUUUUCACAUAUAUGCAUUUCAGAAAGCCAAGACCUUGGUUGGUGCAGUGCUCUGCCUUUCUGGGUUCCUGUUUCCCAACUUUUAG
Messenger RNA from Trichosurus vulpecula (common brushtail), 843 nucleotides. Its product is annotated as vomeronasal type-1 receptor 1-like. Gene Ontology annotation, cellular component: membrane. The record is from RefSeq and is a predicted model, not a curated record. Gene Ontology annotation, molecular function: pheromone receptor activity. The coding region runs from base 1 to 843 and encodes 280 amino acids. Gene Ontology annotation, biological process: G protein-coupled receptor signaling pathway. Lineage: Eukaryota; Metazoa; Chordata; Mammalia; Diprotodontia; Phalangeridae. The transcript has a single exon.